Molecule: messenger RNA, 2465 nt
Organism: Sphaeramia orbicularis (orbiculate cardinalfish)
Lineage: Eukaryota; Metazoa; Chordata; Actinopteri; Kurtiformes; Apogonidae
Gene: tnfaip2b
Product: tumor necrosis factor, alpha-induced protein 2b
Exons: 12
Coding region: 60-2114 (684 amino acids)
Biological process (GO): exocyst localization; exocytosis
Cellular component (GO): exocyst
Molecular function (GO): SNARE binding
Source: RefSeq, a predicted model, not a curated record
GUCGGUUCAGUGUUUAUCACAGCAGCAGCAGAGACAGAUGAACUUUACCUCCAGGAAGGAUGUUUUCGACACUUCGCAGCUUUUGCACCUGCACAUCCUCCAGAGACACAGAUUCCACAGAUUUCUCAUCGCCCUUCUCAGACUGUUACUCCCGUUUCUCAGCCCUGACAACGAUGCGGACUCGGUCAGGAACCGCAGAGUCCGGUGACGGGUUCAAGGGCAAAUGUAGCCCGGAUCAAAGUGACAGAACCACGGGAGGAAGGAGGAUUAAAUUUCCGAAAUUUCAGAAGUUUUUCGGAGGAAGAAGUCCACCUGCUGAGAACAUCGCUACAACAGAUGGACGCCCUUCACCCAGGGAAGAUGAGCCACCCAAAGUGACCCGCACAUUUGAGCAGAAUCUUGAGGACCUCCACUUGUCUGAUGCCAGCCAGUUGCUGAUAGAGAGAGAAGAUGAUCUGUUUUUGGCGAUAACAGAAGCAGAGCCUCUUCGGGGCUGGGAGGAUGAAGUAAACAAGCUCGCUGCAAACCACAAAGCCCUGGAGGGCCCCAUCCUGCAGGCCUUGAGUCUGUCUCUGAGCCCACAGGACAUCAGCUCUGAGGCUUUAACGUCUGCUGUGAAGGCCGUCUGUCAGGAGGAGGAGCAGGACCAGCGGUGGGCGCAGAGGAGUCGAACGCCACCACAAUGGAGGCCCAGCGGGUGGAGGAACCGCCACGACUUAGCGCUCCGAGUCCUGGUGGAGGAGCGUCUGGACAACCCCUCGACACCUCCUGCUGACCAGGUGCGGCACUCGUCCAUCCAGGCUGAUGUGUGCAGCAUGGGCCGGCAGCUGAAGGAGGACCUGCUCACUGUGGUGGAGAGGGUGAAGGGCUGCUACCCACCUGAGAUGGACAUUUGUAAUUUUUAUGCUAAGUUGUACCACCAAACCCUCAGCACAAGACUCAGAAAGAUUGCAGACUUUGGGCUGGGUGACCAGGACUGCACUUUUCUCCUACGCUUGGUGAAUGAGUUCUAUCCAGAAAUCCUUCAGAAACCACAGAUCACCGCUAACAUCAACACUAAAGCUUUGGGAAAACUACUGCCUGAAGAUUUAUUGAAACCUCUGGAGGAGCAGUACCUGAACAAACACCAGGCUGAGUUGACUAAAUACAUCGACCGGGUUCUGGAGGGAGCGCGGCAGAUGUGGCUGAAUGGAGAAGAACCGAAAAAUGAGGACGGCUGCUACGUCAGUCCUGUGGCCAUCGACAUCAUCCAGUUCAUCAACGGUGCAGUGACUUCAGCUGAAACAGUUCUGGCAGAUCAGCACAAGGCCCAGACCAUCACAAACCACCUGAAAGAGUUACUACAGAGGUACAAGAGCUUCCAGGAAGAGGUCACGAGGCAAAACAAAGCGAACAGUGCGCCCAUCAUUAAGGCGAACCUCGACUGUAUCGAACAUUUCAGAGACUUCCUCAUCACAAAGAGCCAACUGUUCCCAGGUGACGUACAGGAGCGCUGUUUGUCUGUUCUGAAUGAAAUGAAGCAGGCAGCCCACGCGUAUUUAUUAACGCCCGUGCACAUCGACCUGAAGCCACAGUAUCGUAAAAUGGGAACCAGUGAUUGGCUGAAAGGUUUGUCAUUCGAGAAACUGCAGGACCGUCUUAAAGAUAAGAUUCAGCAUCUGCAGGGUUCAGGACUUCACGGUCACCAGGGGCUCAUGAGCCAGUUUCAUGUGGAAGUGACAGCAGAGUACGUGAAGAGGCUUCUGAAAGGAGAAGUCAAGCUGAAGGACAGGCAGCAGCAGGAAAAGGCUUACCUGACUGUGAAAGACAACGCAGAGAAACUGCACAGUUUAUUCAUGCAGAUGGGAUCUCAGGAGGUCUGGUUGAGGGAUGUCCUGAUCCGGAUCGCAGAAGUCCUGAAGCUCCAGGACCUGGCUGCGAUACAGGUUCACGUAGCGUUACUGGGAACAGACUACCCUGACCUCAGUGAAAAACACGUUACGUCUCUGCUCAAGCUCAAGACAAACCUCACGAAAGCGAACAGAAGAACAGUCAAAGAGACUCUGAUGGAAACUGUGAAGGAAGCCUCGGUGGAAGGCACUCGGCCGUUUUUCUGCAGAGUUCAGGUUAAAUGAGCCUCAGUGAUACAGAAAAUGUGUAAUAUAAUAUAAGUUUUAUGAAUAUGAUAGUAAAGAAAAGGAUAUUGUGUGCGGAGAGAUUGUAAAAAGUUUAAAGUAUAGGUGUUUAAGCUACAAGUGUCAUCAAUUAGAUAUGGUGUUUUUGUUUUUUCUGCAUGUUUAGAAAAAAUCAGGACCAGAUCAGUGUUCAGAUGAUGUUUUCUGUAACUUUUUCUGUAUAUUUUGUCUUUCAUGUGCAAUAAGAAUGGUCAUAUUUUAUAUUGUAUUUUAACAUGUUUUUUAAAGCAUAAUUAAAUGAAUGUUCCGAAGUUAAGUAUAUGAAUAAAGCUGGGAAGUGUUUCUACUCAA